AUAUAGUGUUGUUAUAUUUUACAUCAAAGCAAAUUUAACCAACCAUAUUUUAGGGUGUUCCUUUGUUUUCAACGGUCUCAAAAGGGUAAAUAAAAGUUGGACUUAAAAGGAACCUAAGUUUACAUCUUGAUUCUUUUGAGUUACAUCACCUUUGUAAAAAAUUUAACAAGAUUCUUUUGCCUAGCCUCAAACAUUAAGAUACAUUUUGUAAGUAAGGAAAAAAGAUAAUUAUAUAAUGAGCUUCAGACACAGAGAUAAUAAUCAAAAGGAUUCAGUUUCUCCAAAGGGAGAGAGGGAGAUUGACACAAGGGCACCAUUCCAAUCUGUCAAAGCUGCUGUUAGUUUGUUUGGUGAAGUCUGUGUCAACAAGGACAAACGUAAUAAUUCGAUCAAGAGACGAUCGUCCGAGAAUGUAUUGGAAAAGGAGACUCAACUUCUAUUGGCUCAAAGAGAAUUGAACAAGAUAAAGAAACGGCUAGAAAGUGCUGAGACUACAAAAGCUAAAGCACUUUCUGAACUUGAUAAGGCCAAUGUGACACUUCAAGAAUUGACAAAGAAGCUCAACAGUGUAAGAGAAUCAAAGCAAUCUGCAAUGGAAGCAUGUGAGGUUGUGAAGAAUCAAGCAAAAGAACUCGAAAAGGCGCUGUCACAAAAAGCUAUAGGAUAUGAAGCUUGGAAACAAGAACUAGAACAUGCAAGAAAGGAGUACACUACAACUGUAAAGAAACUAGAUGCUUCCAAGCAAGAACUCAAUAAAAUUCGGCAGGAUUUCGAUGCAGCCUUGGAGGCGAAACUGGCUGCAUUCCAAAUGGCAGGAGAAGCUCAGCGUUCGGCAAAACUGAACUCGGAAAAGAUCAAUGAACUGUCAAAGGAAAUUGCAACUAUGAAAGCAUCAACUGAACAAUUCAAGGUAGCCACUACACAAGCACAACAAGAACAAGUAAAAGUCAUAGGAGAAAGAGAAGAAAAGUUUAACUUCUACAAAAAUGCAAAGGAAGAAGUGCAUCAGAAAUUGAUGGAUCUAAAGAAUGAGUAUGAUCCUGAAUUAACACAAAGUCUAGAGGCUAAACUUGCCGAGACAACCGUCGAGAUUCAAGCUCUUCAAGAGCAGAUGAAAGAGGCUCGCGAUUCUGAGAUGGAUUCAGUGAGUGUAAUUAAUUUGGAGAUAAAAGAAGCCACAAAUACACUGCAAGAAAUUUCUGAAGAAGAAACUUCACUGAGAAACCUAGUGGAUUCCCUUAAAGCAGAGUUAGAACAAGUGAAGAAAGAACAAGAGGAACUAAAGGAGAAAGAACAAGCAGCAGAAGCUCUAGCUGUUAACCUCACGGAUGAACUACAAAGUAGCAAAAAAAAUGAAGAUUCUCUUGAUAACAAAGAAUCAAAUGAGAGUUAUUGUCAAGACAUAGACUUGAAAAUCAAGCAGCUAUCGUUCGAGAAAGAAAACGCGAAAAAAGAAGAAGAAGAGAUGAGAAUAAAAGCUCAGGAACUGAAACAAGAAGCUGACAAAUCAAGAGUUUUGUCUGAAGAAAUAGAAGGGAAACUAGAGCUUUUACUGAAACAAGCUGAAGAAGCAAAAGCAGCUGAAAAAAGGGCUGUUGAGGAGAUGAAGUUGUUGUCUGAUAACACACAAGGUAGAGUCUCAGUUUCAGAUCCAAGUGGUAAGAUCAUAUUGACAGUUGAUGAAUUUGCUGCACUAAGUGGUAAAAUCAAGGAAUCUGAGGAUUUGAUUGAGAGGACGGAAACCGCUGCAAUGGCUCAAGUGGAAGCAAUCAACACAAGAAGAAUUGAAGUGGAGAAAAAAGUGGAAGCUAAUCUUAAAGCAAUCGAAGAAAUAAAGGCGGCAACAGAUAUGGCUUUGAGGAAUGCAGAGAUGGCAGAUUCGGCGAAAGUAGCAGUUGAAGGCGAAUUAAAGAGGCGGCGCCAAGAAGAACAAAAAGGUGUAUCUUCUGAUUUGGAUUUCUCAGAUAGUUUUUCAAGACCAAUUUCUCUACGCACCUAGAAGUUUUUUUAAGUCUUUCAAAUAUCAGAAUAGAUAGUUCUUAAAUGGUUUUUUUUUUUUUUGUCUUUCUCUUUGGAGUUGAGAGGUUACUUGCAAUACAAGAAUCACUUAUGUUUCUAUCAUCAACAAAACAUUGUGCAAAUGUGAAUGCUAAUUGUCAAUAUCUUGGUUUCUUUGAGUU
Messenger RNA from Cicer arietinum (chickpea), 2180 nucleotides. RefSeq names its product WEB family protein At5g55860-like. Gene Ontology annotation, cellular component: cytosol. Lineage: Eukaryota; Viridiplantae; Streptophyta; Magnoliopsida; Fabales; Fabaceae. The record is from RefSeq and is a predicted model, not a curated record. Gene Ontology annotation, biological process: chloroplast accumulation movement; chloroplast avoidance movement.